Molecule: messenger RNA, 1423 nt
Organism: Gavialis gangeticus (Gharial)
Lineage: Eukaryota; Metazoa; Chordata; Crocodylia; Gavialidae
Product: general transcription factor IIE subunit 1-like
Exons: 5
Coding region: 105-1364 (419 amino acids)
Biological process (GO): transcription open complex formation at RNA polymerase II promoter; transcription initiation at RNA polymerase II promoter
Cellular component (GO): transcription factor TFIIE complex
Source: RefSeq, a predicted model, not a curated record
AUACUUUCUGGGUUCUUGGGAAAGUUUGGGUUUUUUUCAUUUUUAUACAAGCUGACUGGAAAUUUCCCAGACAAUUUGUCCAGCAUCUACACAGAGAGCUACUAAUGGGAGAUCAAAACAUUAUUACAGAAGUCCCUGCAGCUUUAAAACGCCUGGCCAAGUACAUGGUGCGUGGCUUCUAUGGGGUUGAGUACUCCUUGGCCCUUGAUGUGUUGAUCAGAUACCCCUGUGUGAAGGAAGACACCUUGUUGCAGCUACUCAAGUAUGAACGCAAACAGCUGCGCACCAUCCUCAACACACUCAAGGCAGAUAAGUUCAUCAAAUUGCGCAUGAGAGUUGAAACUGGGCCGAAUGGGAAGAGUACAAGGCACAAUUACUACUACAUCAACUACAAGGUGUUGGUGGACAUAGUGAGGUACAAACUGGAUCACAUUCGCCGGAAGAUAGAAGCAGACGAGCGGGAUUCUACCACUAGGUCCUCUUUCAAGUGUCCAUCUUGCUUCAACACUUACACAGACCUGGAGGUAAAUCAGCUGUUUGACACAUUCACAGAGACUUUUCGUUGCACCUACUGCAAUGCUGAAGUUGAGGAAGAUGGCUCGGCGCUUCCCAAACGAGAUGCUAGAACCUUGCUAGCAAAAUUCAAUGAGCAGAUUGAGCCUAUCUAUGCGCUUCUGCGGGAAACUGAAGAUGUUGUCCUGCCAUACGAUUUGCUUGAGCCUCCGCCAACAGAAAUCCCAGAACUAUCAGAAAGCUUUGAUCAGAAGAUCUACACAAACGUGUUGGACAUCAAUAUCCGUCCCGAAAAAUGGGCCAACAAGAACUCGUCUGUCAGUGACAUGUAUGUCCAGAACCUAGUUAUUGAUGUCCAGGAUUCUGAACCUAAAAAAGAAAAAGAAAAGGUGGCCAAAGAGCAACCUAUAUGGAUGUCCCAGAGUACUGUAGAAGAAGCAUCUUCAGCAGUUGAUACCAAUGCUGAAACACCUAAAACUGAUGAGAAUGUUAAGGAAAGCAUCACUGAUAAUGAAGUAAUAAAGACUCUUCUCAUCCAUGAAUCAAAGUCAUCUUCUGGAACAAAGCAUGUGCCACCUCUUGCCCAAAGCAAAUGUCAUGAGUCAGAAAGUGACACCAGUGAAUCUGAGGAGGAUACUAAGCAUGUCAAACCAAGACAAGGAAAAGUGGUAGGCAGUGACUUAGAACAAGAGGAGCAGGAAACUGUGGAUCCUACUGUAAUGGUAGCUGGACAGCCCCACUUAUAUAGCGAAGUCAGUGAAAAUCCUGAGCUAGUGUCAUUUAUGACAAGGGAAGAGAGAGAAGCUUAUAUCAAAGUGGGACAGGAAAUGUUCCAGUCUGUCUUUGAAUAGUCAUUUUAAUACACAGAUAUGCUGUGCAUGUAAAGUAACAUACAAUCUGCAUGGAAAGA